Molecule: messenger RNA, 774 nt
Organism: Penicillium taxi
Lineage: Eukaryota; Fungi; Ascomycota; Eurotiomycetes; Eurotiales; Aspergillaceae
Product: SDR family NAD(P)-dependent oxidoreductase
Exons: 1
Coding region: 1-774 (257 amino acids)
Molecular function (GO): oxidoreductase activity
Source: RefSeq, a predicted model, not a curated record
AUGGCUGGACUCUCAUACCUCGCGGGUAAGGUGGCUAUUGUCACAGGUGCCGGUAGUGGCAUAGGAAAAGUCAUUGCACACUCGUUCGCCAAAGCCGGGGCGAGUGUUGUCGUCGCAGAGAUGAACGAGCAAAAUGGCGAGCAAACAGCGAAGGAGCUUUUACAAGCCAAGCAUCGCGCCCACUUCGUCAAAACCAAUGUGACAGACUCGGAGAGUGUCCGGAAAAUGGUCGCGGAGACCGUCAGUACUUUCGGAAAAUUGGAUAUUGCUAUCAACAACGCUGCUGUCCCACCCGACUCCCGCAAGAUAUCCGACCUCGACGAGAAGGAAUGGUCCAAGAGAAUCGACACCAACCUGUCUGGAGUAGCCUUUUCUCUCAAAUGGCAGCUACAACAAAUGAUCAGGCAAGGGAAUGGUGGAUCCAUUGUCAAUAUGUCCUCUAUUACUGCUAUUCGCCCAGUCGCUCAACUUCCUGCAUAUUCUACUGCGAAACAAGGCGUCGUGACGCUGACCAAAAUUGCGGCACUCGAAAAUGGUUGCCACGGGAUUAGGGUCAACGCUAUUGCACCGGGUGCCACUAGAACUCAGAUGCUCACAGACGCACUGAAACUGAUGAACUUGGAAGAAGAUGCCUAUGCUGCGGAGGCUUAUCUUCUCAAACGUGUUGCUACGCCGGAGGAGAUUGCUGAUGCCGCAGGUUGGUUAGCGUCGGAUCAAUGUUCCUAUAUUACUGGAGUCACAGUUCCAGUGGAUGGUGGGUUCUCUAUCAUGUGA